Messenger RNA from Pecten maximus, 987 nucleotides. RefSeq names its product transmembrane protein 101-like. Gene Ontology annotation, biological process: positive regulation of canonical NF-kappaB signal transduction. Lineage: Eukaryota; Metazoa; Mollusca; Bivalvia; Pectinida; Pectinidae. The transcript has 3 exons. Bases 25 to 783 code for a protein of 252 amino acids. The record is from RefSeq and is a predicted model, not a curated record.
UAGGAAAGCCCAUAACUAAGAAAGAUGGCCGCCGCCUUGUUGAAGUCGACGCCUGAGUUUCUCCUGGCCCGCUUCCCUUUCAUCAAUGCACUAUCACUUUUAAUGUUGCUAGCAGAGCGGGCACAGCAUGAAACCCAGCCUCCCAUGCAUCCUAACCUGAUAUACGCCAAUAUCGCAGUGUUCCUCAUAAGUGGAUUCCUGAUGUCUGGAAAAGUGAUGAAGAAAGAACUAUCAUUAGUGUGCGCAGGACAAAUGAUUUACUUCGCCUUCAACAUGUACACCAACACACACCUCCACUACUCACAGUGGCAAAGGAUACGUAUGGGCAUUCGGCAUUUAGGAUGUGCAGGGAUGUUCAUAUUGUACUCUCAUCUUCAAGACAGAAUGACAUCCGGCCAUCUACGCAGACUAGGGGAGAUAACUGUUGGAAUAACACUCAUUGGACUUACCUACAUUCUCAACAACAGUGCCGAAGACAAACGUGCCUUUCUCACCCACAUAGUCGGCGGCGACUGGAGUAGAUACUUUUAUACGCUCAUCAUCGCAUGUGCAGCCAUGAGUUUUUUCUCUGGUUAUUUCCUUCGAGAUAUGUCUAUUUCUAUGAUAAUUCUAUUGACAUUAUCCACACUGUUUGUGGACUGUGACUUCACAUUUUGGGUGGACAGACGUGGAAUGCAUUAUUGGAAUCAAAUCCGAAUUGUGCUGGACGAUAUAUUCCUUAUCUUGGGCUUUGCAAUGGUGACAAUACGAUUUGAUAAUAUUGUGAAAACGAAAAACGAUUGAUAUUAACAGAAAAUUAAUUCAUUACUCAAAUAUUGCUCUGAUUAUGAUAUAAUGUAUAUGAUUAUUAUUAUUACCACAUGUUUUUCUUGGAUUUUAAAUAGUUUAAUGGUAAAUAUUAAAGAAAACAUAAUACCAGAACUUACAUGUGAUUCAGCAAAUCCAUUUCAUUGACUUUAAUUUGAUCAAAUACAAAGUACAAAACAA